UCCUCCACUCUCCACCGCCCUUAAAUUCGCACCCGCUUCGCACUCGCGCCCGGGGGGAAUUAACUUAUCAAGUCAGUGAGUGAGUGAGUGGCGAGCGAAGUCAAGUCACCCUCUGAGUCAGCCCCCCCUGAUUAAGUCGACCCUCGAGUGAGUCCGCGAACUUGGUGGCAGCCAGCCAGGCAGACAGCGAGCAAGCGACUUCGCCGUCGAGUCGGCGCAGUCGUUGUUAGCUGGGCGAGGUUGCCGCUGAGUUUGUGUUGGCUGACAACGCCGUCGGUUUCGUUGUUAAGUCUCCACAAGCCGCAGGGAUCUUUGUUUAGGACCCCCAACUCCCCCCCUAUCUCUACCACUCCAUCUAGAAGAGCGCUCCGGUUCAAGGAGGACAGCCAUGCGUGUACGUUGAUCCAUUUACAAGGGAGUGCCCGGCCCCCCUACUGGGCCCCCCACCCACCCCCCGGGCCAAGACGAUGGAGCUGCAACCGCCAACCCCACAGACGCCCCCACCACAGCCCCCCAGCCUCUCCAUACAACAGCAGCAGCAGCUACAGCAGCAGCAGCAACAGCAGCAGCAUCAGCAACAGGCAUUCAUGGUGCUGCAGCCAGGCCCGCAGCGCCCCCUGCUGCCUCAGUUGGGCUACAACGCGCUGGUCAACUUCCUCAUUGAGAAGAAGAUCGGACGGGGCCAGUUCAGCGAGGUAUACCGUGCCACGUGCCUGCUCGACCACAUGCCCGUCGCACUCAAGAAGGUGCAGAUCUUUGAGAUGAUGGACGCCAAGGCACGGCAAGACUGCAUCAAGGAGAUUGACCUCCUCAAGCAACUGAACCACCCGAACGUGAUCAAGUACCUGGCGUCGUUCAUCGAGGAGAAUGAACUCAACAUCGUGCUGGAGCUCGCGGACGCCGGCGACCUCUCCCGCAUGAUCAAGCACUUUAAGAAGCAGAAGCGUUUAAUUCCGGAGCGCACGAUCUGGAAGUAUUUUGUGCAGCUGUGCAGCGCCCUGGAACACAUGCACUCCCGCCGAAUCAUGCACAGAGACAUCAAGCCGGCGAACGUGUUCAUCACGGCGACAGGCGUCGUGAAGCUGGGGGACCUGGGACUCGGGCGGUUCUUCAGCUCCAAGACCACGGCCGCACACUCGCUCGUGGGGACUCCGUACUACAUGUCUCCGGAGCGGAUACACGAAAACGGUUACAACUUCAAGUCCGACAUCUGGUCAAUCGGAUGCCUCCUGUACGAGAUGGCGGCCCUGCAGAGUCCGUUCUAUGGGGACAAGAUGAACCUGUACUCGCUGUGCAAGAAGAUCGAGCAGUGCGACUACCCUCCCCUCCCCUCCGACUACUACUCCCAGCAGCUGCGGGAGUUGGUGAACAUGUGCAUCAGUCCCGACCCAGAGCAGAGGCCGGACAUCGGCUACGUCUACAACGUCGCCACGCAGAUGCACGCCGCCACCUCCUCGUCCUCCCCCGCCACCACCGCCACCACCGGCUCCUCCUAGACGGCCCCGCCACGGCCGUCUGUGGGCUGGCUGUGGACCGCCGCAGCCACCUGUAGCCCUCCUGCGGUCUGCCAGGGCCGCCCCCGUAUCCCGCCACGGCCGUCUGUAGACCGUCACGGCGGCCUGUGGCCCGCCGCGGCCUCCACUACGCCGCCGCCGUGCGUCACGGCCGUGCCGGCGUGAGCGCCCCGCCUCUCCGAGUGUCGACCCCCUCCAUGGCGAAGCCGCAGCGUGCCACAGCAAUCCGUGUGGUCUCCCACGGGCCCCCGAAAUGGUUUGUCACGAGCCGCCACGGAAAAGCAACAGCGAGCUUCUCUCUAGCAGGGCGAGCUACGGUGAGCUACAGACCGCCUACGCUGAGCCGCAAAAGAGACACGGUAUCCUAUAGCAAGCUCUGGGAAAACUGCAGCCUACCGGGCCUACACAGCAAACGGCAACGGCAGUGUCAUUCGGAUAGCCGCCACGGAUUGAUUGAGCUUGUGACUGCACGCCCCACGGCAAGCUACUCUGUGACGUACAGCCCACCACGGCUAUAGCAGCCCCGAUACCGCAAGUCCUGACGUGCCGCAGGCAGGCAUUCGUACGCCACGGCAAGCGGCAGCAGCAGCAGCAGCGACUUUGGGGCACGGCAAGCUGGUCACAGCGUGCCACAGCAAGCUGCGUGCGUGCGACGGCGAGCCGUAGCAACCUGCCACAGCCAGACUUUGAUGUGCCGCAGCAACCUAUCACAGCCUGCCCGCUUACAGCAUGCCAGAGCGAGCGCCUCAGCUGUGGCCUUGCGAACAGCCUGCCACGGCCGGCACACGUGGUUAUGACUUGCCACGGCAAGCUACAGCCUGCCGCAGUGGUGUAGGGGAAGAGAAGUGGUGCGUCAGCUGUGGGGUCGCAACUGUGGGUGGCAAAUGCACGGGAUGAGAGGGAAACGGCCUCUACCACAGGCGGAACUACAGGCGGAAUGACGGGGACACGGGCAGUCGCAUGGGCAGACUGCAAAAACCGGACACAAUGCAACAACGCGGCAACACAUCGCUACGGCAACAGAAAUUGGACGGGCUACAGCAACGCAACACCCAAACUAUGACAACACCACAGCCGUCUACAACAACCCCACCAACUAGACCGUCUACCCACACACACAACCCAGGCCUCAUUUUUUGUGUCACUCUGCUAUAACUCGUCAUCAUCAUUAUUAUUGUUAUUAUUUUUUAUUUCUUAUCGUUUAUCUCCCGCUCCCUCCAUGCUGUUGUGAUGGACACGUGGUUGGAGUUGUUUGUUUUGAACCAGAACUCCGCUCCCCCUCCCUCCCCACCUUAGUCAGCGGAUGGAGGAGACCCCCCCCCCCCCACCCCGUGAUUGGGGUUUCUCUGCCACGCGACGUGGCCACGCGACCCGCUCGUGGCGCUGACCACAGACGACGAAUAAAGGGUUCCUGCAUUUCA
Messenger RNA from Lethenteron reissneri (Far Eastern brook lamprey), 2935 nucleotides. It is a transcript of the gene NEK7, whose product is annotated as NIMA related kinase 7. Gene Ontology annotation, molecular function: protein serine/threonine kinase activity; ATP binding. The record is from RefSeq and is a predicted model, not a curated record. Gene Ontology annotation, biological process: peptidyl-serine phosphorylation. NCBI's taxonomy places the organism in Eukaryota, Metazoa, Chordata, Hyperoartia, Petromyzontiformes, Petromyzontidae.